Glycine soja is the source of this 1137-nucleotide messenger RNA. Its product is annotated as plasmodesmata-located protein 1-like. The coding region runs from base 107 to 988 and encodes 293 amino acids. The record is from RefSeq and is a predicted model, not a curated record. Lineage: Eukaryota; Viridiplantae; Streptophyta; Magnoliopsida; Fabales; Fabaceae. Gene Ontology annotation, biological process: transport of virus in multicellular host; plasmodesmata-mediated intercellular transport. The transcript has 2 exons. Gene Ontology annotation, cellular component: plasmodesma.
AAGCCCAAAAAACCAAGUAAGCCAAAACAACCUUCCUUGUUGUGAGUGAGAAACACACCAAAAAAACAAAAGAAAAGAACUUCACUUUCUUACUCCAACCCCUCAAAUGGGCAUGAUCAGAAACCUUUACUCUCAUUCACAUCCUUUUCUUUUUCUCUUUACUGUUUUCUGGUUCCUUCUUCUUCCAAUGACAGAUGCAGAUAACAUAUACUUGGUUUACAAGGGUUGUGCAGAUAAGAAACUGCACGAUCCAUCUGGGAUAUAUUCACAGAACCUCAAAACCCUCUUGGAUUCUCUGGUGUCGCAAUCUGAAAAAAAGGCCUUUUUCACCACAACUUAUGGAGAAGGCCAGAAUGUGAUCAUGGGUCUCUACCAAUGCAGAGGGGACCUCUCGAACACUGAUUGCUACAACUGCGUGAGCAAGAUUCCUGACAUGCUCGAAAACUUGUGUGGCAAGGUGGUGGCUGCAAGGGUUCAGCUUAUAGGGUGCUACCUAAGGUAUGAAAUUGUUGGGUUCAAGCAAGUUCCUGAGACUCAAUUGCUUUACAAGGUUUGUGGGGCCAAGGAAGAGAGUUAUAAUGAUGGAUUUGAGGAGAGGAGGGACUCUGUGUUUGGUAUGGUGGAAAGUGGUGUAAAGAAUAGUGGGAACUUGUUUUAUAGUGGGAGCUAUCAGUCUUUCUAUGUGUUGGGUCAGUGUGAGGGUGAUUUGGCCAAAGAUGAUUGCGGGGAUUGUGUCAAAAGUGCCGAGGAUCAGGCCAAAGCCGAGUGUGGUGACUCUAUUUCUUCACAAGUUUAUCUGCACAAGUGCUUUGUUAGCUACAGCUUCUAUUCCAAGGGAGGGACCAAUAUUUCAUCUUCUCCGGGUAGGUCACUGGACACGCAGAGGACUGUGGCUCUUGCAGUGGGAGCUUUUGCAGCUUUGGGUUUCUUGAUUGUUUGUUUGUUAUUUCUCAAGUCAGUGUUGAAGAAAAAAAGUGAUAAGUAUUGAGAAUUGGACUGUAUAUACUUUAUAUAUAACAUCUUGGGGGUACACCAAAAAUAUAUAUAACAUCUUAGGUGAAUGUACUUGGAGACUCUGUAAGUUGUGUAGGUAGGAUUUUAACAUUAAGAGAUCAUUAUCAUAAUUUAUUGUUGGUA